Molecule: messenger RNA, 349 nt
Organism: Racocetra persica
Lineage: Eukaryota; Fungi; Glomeromycota; Glomeromycetes; Diversisporales; Gigasporaceae
Source: the annotation of a GenBank genome assembly
ACACCUAUCUAAUAACUAUGAAUACUUAGCCGAAAGUUUGAAAAACCUAACGGACGGAAACGACAUUCUCUCUCCAACUGAGUUAGCAGUAAAGGAAUUAACCGAAGAGAAAUUUCAACUCCAAGCUCAAUUAAAACAGAAGCAAGAAGAAAUAGACCGUCUCAAGAAUUCCGACUCAGGCGAAUUACGAGAAACAAUUACUAACUUACAAAGCGAGCAAGCAGCAUUAGAACUUGCACUGGCGGAAGAGACAGCCAGCAAAACUCUGAUUGAGAAUAAAUUAACUACUGACACCGAAAUCCUUAAUCAACAAAAGCAGAAAUUAAACCAGCAAGAAAAUACUAUUUGA